AAUGAGCACCUGGUGGCACCCGCUGUGGGCCGUCUGGUUCGGCAGAACCCGAAAGCUCGCGUUCGCGAACGGUCGCGGACUGUCUCGCCUGUCUUUCUGCCACAUUUAUCGGACACAUACUCUUUGUUGUUGACGACGAGUGGGACGUGCUCCAAGCAAGCCGGCGUGCCAACUUUGAAGUAAACGUUCGGUGGAAUUUUCGCAGAGCGGACACUUGCAGAAAAGUAGGAGUGGGCAAAAACUUUUGGGGGGUGUUUUGACAAGUACCGGCUGGGUGUCAUUAAGGAAUGCCUGUGGUCAGCAGCGCAUCUCCGGACCGGUAACAAGGGCCGUUGCUGCAGUCAUGGUGAAGCCAGCCGCGUGGUUGACUCCUUUCUCUGUGGUCACAGCUCUGGUACUGGUUCAGGUGUCUUCUGUGGAAGAGCACGAGUGGCACUUCAAUGCAGCAGCUCAGUGUCGUUUUGCCCUGGGGAUGGAGGAUGGCAGCAUCCAAGACGCUGACAUCACCGCCUCCAGUGCCUGGUCAGACUCCACCGAGGCGAAACAUGCAAGGUUGAGCACCGGAGAAGGAGAUGGAGCUUGGUGCCCCAAAGGCCCCGUCUUCCCCGAUGGAUCAGAAUACCUUCAGGUGGACCUGCGCAAACUGUAUUUCUUGGCCCUGGUGGGCACCCAGGGUCGCCACGCCGACGGGCACGGCCAGGAGUUUGUCCGUAGUUAUCGCCUGCGCUACUCUCGUGAUGGCGUGAAAUGGAUCACCUGGAAGGACCGCUGGGGCCAGGAAGUGGUGUCCGGGAACGAGAACACCUACGACGUUGUUUUGAAGGACCUGGGUCCUCCCAUAGUAGCCCGCAUGGUGCGCUUCUACCCGCUGGCCGACAGGGUCAUGAGCGUCUGCCUUCGAGUGGAACUCUACGGCUGCGUGUGGACGGAUGGGUUAAAGGCUUACACGGCUCCGGUGGGUCACGUGAUGAAUCUGUCAGGCUUGCCAGUCUACCUGAAUGACUCCACCUAUGACGGCAGCACAGAGCAAGGGGUGCAGUUCGGGGGCCUGGGUCAGCUUUGCGACGGCGUCCUGGGAGGCGAUGACUUCAUGGAGAGCAAGGAGUUGAGGGUGUGGCCCGGGUACGACUACCUGGGCUGGAACAGGGACGUUCUUGGAAAGGCCAGCGUGGAUGUCGAGUUCCAUUUUGAGAAGCCUCGCAUCCUCCAGGUCAUGCAGGUGCACAGCAACAACCGUCACACUCAGGGCGUGCGGGUGUUCAACAAGGUGGAGUGCACGUUCAAGCCGGGCCUGUUGCAGCCGUGGUCGUCUCCGGCCCUGGCCCUGCGGGUGCCCCUGGACGACCUGAAGGACCCGUCCUCUCGGACCAUCUCGCUCCCCCUGGACGGACGCGUUGCUCACAUCCUGCGCUGCAACUUCUACUUCGCCGACAGAUGGCUGCUCCUCAGUGAGAUAUCCUUUCUCUCAGAGACUAUUGAAAAGGACGUGACUCAGCCGAAUGGUUCCAAGACUCCCACGACCAGCGCCUCUCCUUUCCCCAACCACACCUCCUCCUUUUCCGCCCCGAGCCAGGGUGGCUCCAUCACCUCUCCCGCUGCUUCUGCACCUCCUCCCACCGCCAGCCCCACCUUCACGAUGGACGCCACUGCUAAUUGGACACUGUCAGGUCGCGAAUUCGAUGGCGUGUCUCCGAGGGCGGGGCUUCCGGUGGCCAAAGAUGACAGCAGCAACACAGCUAUCCUGAUUGGCUGCCUGGUGGGCAUCAUCCUGCUGCUGUUGGCCGUCAUCGCCAUCAUACUGUGGAGGCAGUACUGGAAGAAGUUACUGGGGAAGGCGCAAGGGGGCCUGUCGAGCGAAGAACUCCGCGUGCAUCUGUCGGUGCCCUCGGACAACGUGGUCAUCAACAACACCCACAGCUACUCCAGCCGCUACCAGCGCAUACACACCUUCCCUGACGACCCCGAGCGAGAGGGCGAGAGCGAGUACCAGGAGCCCAGCGCCCUGCUGCACCCCCGAGAUCACCGGGACAGCACGGCCUUGCUGUUAAACAACCCGGCCUAUCACCUGCUCCUGUCAGAUCACAGGAAAGGCUCGAGGCCCAGCACCUGUCAGGCUCAGGAAAAGAGUCUCAAUGUGCCCCAUGGAUGCGGCUUGGACUCUUCCCCGGAGAAAGGAUUCCCCUUGACACAGGACGAGCCUCCGCCCUACCCGGGCUCGCGGCCGUACCCGGCCCUGUCGCCGUCCACGUCUCCCCCGCUGCCCCCCAGCGUGCCGCACUAUGCCGAGGCCGACAUCGUGAGUCUGCAGGGCGUCAGCGGCAACAACACGUACGCCGUGCCUGCCCUGGCCUCGUCCAGCCCGGGAGCGGACGCCAGCCCCUUGCCGGAGUUGCAGCGUCAGUGUCUCGUCUUCAAGGAGAAGCUCGGGGAGGGGCAAUUUGGAGAGGUGCACCUGUGCGAAAUCGAAAGCCCUCAGGACCUUCCCAGCCUGGAGUUUCCUUUCAAUGUGAGGAAAGGUCGCCCUCUCUUGGUGGCUGUCAAGAUACUGCGGCCUGACGCCUCCAAAAAUGCAAGGAAUGACUUCUUGAAGGAGGUGAAGAUCCUGUCCCGCCUGAAGGACCCCAACAUCAUCCGUCUGCUGGGGGUGUGCGUGAGCAGCGACCCCCUCUGCAUGGUCACCGAGUACAUGGAGUGCGGAGACCUCAACCAGUACCUGUCCCACCGCGUGCUGUUGGACAAGAGCGGGCCUUCACACACCACGCCCACUAUCAGCUACCCGGCUCUCAUCUCCAUGGCAAGCCAGAUCGCGUCGGGUAUGAAGUUCCUCUCCUCGCUCAACUUCGUGCACCGCGACCUGGCCACGCGCAACUGCCUGGUGGGCGGCGAGAGGGGCAACGGCGACGCCGACGACCCCAGCGGAGAGCGCCACAUCAAGAUUGCGGACUUUGGCAUGAGCAGGAACCUGUACGCCGGAGACUACUACAGGAUCCAGGGCCGAGCUGUGCUGCCCAUCCGCUGGAUGGCCUGGGAGUGCAUCCUCAUGGGUAAGUUCACCACGGCCAGCGACGUGUGGGCGUUCGGCGUGACCCUGUGGGAGAUGCUGAGCGUGUGUCAGGAGCAGCCGUACUCCAACCUGACCGACGAACAAGUCAUCGACAAUGCCGGGGAGUUCUUCAGAGACCAGGGCAGACAGGUGUAUCUUGGCAAGCCCGCCGUGUGUCCUCAGGGUCUCUACGAGCUCAUGUUGAGCUGCUGGAACAGAGACUGCAAGCUCCGCCCUUCCUUCGGCCACAUCCACGCCUUUCUCACCGAGGACGCCAUGAACAUGGUGUAAGGUCGCGCGCUGCUUCGACGAGCCACCUCGGGUGUCGUGGCUUUUUGUUUUCCUACAAACAUCUUUUGUACUUUUUUUUUUUUUUUUGGGUUGACGGGGUUCCUGGAGACGCUGCUGGUUCAGUUUAGUCACGCGCCCCGAAAACCGGAGUAAGCUAGCUUGAUAUAGUGUAGAUAUGAGGCUGAGCUAAACUACAUUGUGUAGUGUAGUGGUGGUGGUGGUGGUAGUAGUGCAUUCUGCAUUAGGAGCCUUUUCUUUUCUUUUACAAGGACAGGAAACGAGGUAACCAGAAGGUGCAGGUGCUAAAUGAUUUAGCAUCUCAACGUUUCAUAGCUACUGCCCCUCUGAACCAUCUGAUCGUGUAGUGGUUCUCGUAGCUGCCUUUCACGCAGCUGGCCUGACCCCAAAAAAAUGUCAACGACUGAUUCCCAUCUCUUGCCCCAAGUCAAGAUGGUAGUGUUGUCGGUUCACGGCGUACAGGAUAAGUGGUAUUGAGCUAAGAUCCAUUUGCAGUGUAGUCGUUCACAAAGCUUCUGAGGGCUUGAGUCCUUGCAAAUCGGUGCAUAGAGACCCACACCUGAAGACUGUUGGGACUUGGGAUGAGUUCCAGUUCACCCUGAACUGAUUAAAUUGAGGGCCAUCGAUAGUGUUGUGGUUCACAUAACCACUUUACGCUCAAUUCUAUGCCUAUCGAGCAAAGGUGUACCUGCGCCCCCCGCUACUUAUAACAGGACAAACAGAAUAUCAAUCAAUGGCUGUUGGGAAAUGGUUCUUAUUAGAAGUGUAGUGGUUCACAUAGCUGCCUUUGAACCAGUCACUCAAUCCUCAGUUCCUUGGUAAUGCCCAAAGUCAACUGGGAUACGCCCCAGCUCGGUCGCACCAUGGAUGGUUAUAGUGACGUGAGGUCUGCUGGUAGUGUAGCGGUUCACAUAGCUGCCUUGGUUUCGAUUUCAGUGUAGGCUUCAACUCCCCUCGAACGGCUGAGUUCUAGCCACACAUCAUCAGUGCGGUGCAGACGACAGGCUAUGUUCCGCAGUACACUUUCAAAUGCCAACAUCAGGCGUCGGUCUGCCAAAUGGACUCUUCUGGUGUGAGGGAAGGAGCUGCUGCUCAUGUAGUCGUUCAUGAUGCUAAUGUGACUGACUCGACCCAACAUAAAUGUCUUUCAAUCAGGCCCAAGAAUGGAAAGUCCUCCCCUUUUCAUGUAAAAAGUCCUCAGCCUCCUGCACUUUAACUACCGGUAGUUACUACAGGUUUGAUUGAUUCGGAUCCUGCGAAUGUGGACUUUGAACGCCUCGCACUUUGCAGCGAUCGGCUCCCAUCAAAAAGACAUUUUGGAUCCUUCCUUCUAGCCAACCAUCGGUUCCGACUUAUACCGCAACAUGAGCUGCGUCGCAUCACAUCACGCAGACACUUAAAACGGUCGCGAGUCCCUCUUUGACCGGCCAUGCAAACGUUACAGAACGUGCAGUCCUGAGAUGGCGGCCCCGUAAUUGUGUUGUUUACUGAUCGCAAAUGGUUGUGGUGCCAUUUGAGUCCUCUUUGAUACACUGUAGUUCAACUAAACCUGUAUUUUAAUAAUACGCGUUUUGUUUAGUUUGUACAUACUGUAUUUGAAAUACAAAUCUUGUAUUUUCCUGUAUUGAUAUGGAAAACUCUCCUUUAGGAGUCUUCUGUAUUUCUGUAGAAACGCUUGCUACCUUGAUUCCGUUGUCAUCCAUUGUGCCGUUUUAUUUUUGUAGACGUUUCAAUAAAGUUAACCCCUUUUCAAAUGAGA
This is a messenger RNA of Syngnathoides biaculeatus (alligator pipefish), 5111 nucleotides long. It is a transcript of the gene ddr1, whose product is annotated as discoidin domain receptor tyrosine kinase 1. Gene Ontology annotation, biological process: positive regulation of kinase activity; cell surface receptor protein tyrosine kinase signaling pathway; protein phosphorylation. The record is from RefSeq and is a predicted model, not a curated record. The transcript has 20 exons. The coding region runs from base 344 to 3334 and encodes 996 amino acids. Lineage: Eukaryota; Metazoa; Chordata; Actinopteri; Syngnathiformes; Syngnathidae. Gene Ontology annotation, molecular function: collagen binding; ATP binding; protein tyrosine kinase collagen receptor activity. Gene Ontology annotation, cellular component: membrane; signaling receptor complex.